Ostertagia ostertagi is the source of this 1044-nucleotide messenger RNA. Lineage: Eukaryota; Metazoa; Nematoda; Chromadorea; Rhabditida; Trichostrongylidae. The record is from the annotation of a GenBank genome assembly.
AUGGAAGAGCAGCAGGCGUCAGCGCCAACCGCUUCAGGAUCAAAAUCGGAAGAGUCGGUGGCACUUGCGCAAUUGGCAACCAACAGGGUGAGGAUUUCCGCAGUGGCGCUUCUCAAAAUGGUUAUCCAUUCAAGACGAGGAGGGAAUUUAGAAGUUAUGGGACUCAUGCAAGGUCGAGUAGACGGAAAUGCGUUCAUCAUCAUGGAUACGUUUGCUUUACCCGUGGAGGGGACAGAAACAAGGGUCAAUGCCCAAGCACAAGCAUACGAGUAUAUGUCGGUUUACACUGAUCUUUGUGAGGUUGAAGGCAAGAAAGAAAAGGUUGUUGGUUGGUACCACUCACAUCCUGGCUAUGGAUGUUGGUUGUCAGGAAUUGAUGUUGCAACUCAGAGUCUAAAUCAGCAGUUCCAAGAGCCGUGGAUUGCUAUUGUCGUGGAUCCAUUACGAACCAUGAGUGCUGGCAAGGUUGACAUAGGAGCAUUUCGAACUUACCCUCAAGGAUACCAACCACCUGUGGAGGAAGGUCCGUCCGAGUAUCAGUCUAUACCGCUUAGCAAAAUAGAAGAUUUUGGUGUCCAUUGCAAGCAGUAUUAUUCACUGGAUGUUACGUUUUUCAAAUCCGAAUUAGAUUCCCACAUUCUUUCUGCUCUUUGGAAUACAUAUUGGCUAAACACGUUGAGUAGCUCCCCUCUACUGACAAAUGCUGGAUAUAUCAAUAACCAAAUUGGGGAUUUGAGCAUGAAGUUAAGACAGGUAGAAAAGAAGUGGGCGCGUUGCGAGCGAGCUAACGACGUAAUUGAGCAAUUGGACAAGGCUGUGAAAGACGCACAUACAGUGUGUUGUGAGUUGUCAUGUGGUGUGCUGAUGCAGCACAUCAAGCGUGUAAUGUUCAACCGUGGCGAAAGUUUCGAGGAGAGUGCUGAUCAACGAGUUGACGAAGAGCCUGUUAUCGACUUCAUUUCCGCCGAAGACGUUGCUCCUCCGGCAUCUAUAGAUGAUGCGGAGUUGCCGGAAGAAGUACUUCUAGUAGAAACGGUGAAUUAA